UGCUGGUGAAGUAGCAACUUAAGUGGCAGUGUUUAUUCUGAAAUCCUCAGGCAGCCAGACUGUCGUGGGCAAACGUUGAUAAAAUAGCCCUUAUCCGGGUUUUUAUCUAAGGAAUCUUGAGAAGACUGGAGAAUGGAGAGAGAGCAAAGGCUCGUGUCAGAGAAGGAUGAGUAUCAGUUUCAGCAUCAGGGAGCGGUGGAGCUGCUUGUCUUUAAUUUUUUGCUCAUCCUUACCAUUUUGACAAUCUGGUUAUUUAAAAAUCAUCGAUUUCGCUUCUUGCAUGAAACUGGAGGAGCGAUGGUGUACGGCCUCAUAAUGGGAUUAAUCUUACGAUAUGCUACGGCACCAACUGAUAUUGAGAGUGGGACUGUGUAUGACUGUGGGAAACUGGCCUUCAGUCCAUCAACUCUGCUGAUUAAUAUCACUGACCAAGUUUAUGAAUACAAAUACAAGAGAGAGAUAAGCCAGCACAACAUCAAUCCUCAUCAAGGCAAUGCUAUACUUGAAAAGAUGACAUUUGAUCCAGAAAUCUUCUUCAAUGUUUUACUGCCACCAAUUAUAUUUCAUGCAGGAUAUAGCCUAAAGAAGAGACACUUUUUUCAAAACUUAGGAUCUAUUUUAACAUACGCCUUCUUGGGAACUGCCAUCUCUUGUAUCGUCAUAGGGUUAAUUAUGUAUGGCUUUGUGAAGGCUAUGGUACAUGCUGGCCAGUUGAAAAAUGGAGACUUUCAUUUCACUGACUGUUUGUUUUUUGGUUCACUGAUGUCUGCUACAGAUCCAGUGACGGUACUGGCCAUUUUCCAUGAACUGCACGUCGACCUCGACCUGUACACACUCUUGUUUGGGGAGAGUGUAUUGAAUGAUGCAGUAGCCAUAGUCCUCACAUAUUCUAUAUCCAUUUACAGUCCCAAGGAGAAUCCAAAUACAUUUGAUGCUGCGGCAUUCUUCCAGUCCGUGGGGAAUUUCCUGGGGAUCUUCGCCGGCUCAUUUGCAAUGGGGUCUGCAUAUGCUGUUGUCACAGCGCUGUUGACCAAAUUUACCAAACUGUGCGAGUUCCCUAUGCUGGAAACAGGCCUGUUUUUCCUCCUGUCUUGGAGUGCCUUCCUGUCUGCCGAGGCCGCUGGCCUAACAGGGAUAGUUGCUGUUCUCUUCUGUGGAGUCACACAGGCACACUAUACCUACAACAAUCUGUCGCUGGAUUCCAAAAUGAGGACUAAACAGUUGUUUGAAUUCAUGAACUUCUUGGCUGAGAACGUCAUCUUCUGUUACAUGGGCCUGGCGCUGUUCACGUUCCAGAAUCAUAUCUUUAAUGUUCUUUUUAUACUUGGAGCCUUUCUAGCAAUUUUUGUUGCCAGAGCCUGCAACAUAUAUCCCCUCUCCUUCCUCCUGAAUCUGGGCCGAAAGCAGAAGAUGCCCUGGAGCUUUCAGCACAUGAUGAUGUUUUCAGGUUUGCGAGGAGCCAUAGCAUUUGCUUUAGCCAUUCGGGACACAGAAUCUCAGCCCAAACAAAUGAUGUUCACCACCACGCUGCUCCUUGUGUUCUUCACAGUCUGGGUAUUCGGAGGAGGAACGACCCCCAUGCUGACUUGGCUUCAGAUCAGAGUUGGCGUGGACCUGGAUGAAGAUCUGAAGGAGCCCUCCGCACACCAGGCAACAAAUAACUUGGAAAAAAGCACGACAAAAACAGAGAGUGCUUGGCUCUUCAGAAUGUGGUAUGGCUUUGACCACAAAUAUCUGAAACCGAUUUUGACCCACUCGGGUCCCCCACUGACUGCCACGUUGCCUGGAUGGUGUGGCCCACUCUCCAGGUUGCUCACUAGCCCGCAGGCCUAUGGGGAACAGCUAAAAGAGGAUGAUGUGGAAUGCAUUGUAAAUCAAGACGAACUGGCCAUGAAUUACCAGGAGCAAGCCGCCUCUCCCUGCAGUCCUCCUGCAAGGCUGGGUCUGGACCAGAGAGCGUCACCUCAGACUCCAAGCAAGGAAAACAUCUAUGAGGGGGACCUCGGCUUGGGAGGCUAUGAACUCAAGCUUGAGCAAACUCGGGGUCAAUCCCAGCUGAAUUAAUGGGCUUGAGCAGUGCAGAUAUAAUCACAAGUAAUGCAAGGCUCACCGAGGAAUACAGGCCGAGCUGAUGAGGGGUGUCGAGAAGAGGCUGGAAAAUGUAUUAAAAGCAGAAAUCGGAGAGAAUCAAAACACUGUCACAUGUAUCCUCUGGUGCCUGAAGAAAUGAGAAUUUAUUAUCAUCCCUCGAUAUUAUGCAAGUGAAUUUAAGUUUUUGACAGCAGCCAUUUUUAUUAAUGAUUGGGGGGAGGGGAGCAUAGAGUGGGAGGAGUCAGGAGGUGUCAGUGAGGAUGAGACUGAUGGGCUCGUGUCUGCAGGGUGUUUCUUCUCUGUAUGCAGCUCUCCAGGCCCUUCACUUCGAUUCUGGAUUUUAUUCCCUUCAUUAGGGAGAGUUUAGAAAUAAGAAAAAGAGUUUCUGAGCGUAAACUUCUGGCUUCUAAGCUGAAGAGAAUUGCCUUUAUUUAGUAAGUGAUAAGUUUUACAUUUUUAGGACCUAGACUCCCACUUGCUCUGAACGACCCCAGGGCCAUCUGCAGAGUCCAGGGAAGUGCUCGACACCACUGUUGAUGGCCUCACAGAACCCAUGCUGCCUGGGGACCCACUGUUCUCGCCGGCGUCCUUUGCAAGCUGCUUGUCCUAUUGAAUGAAGGGGUUGGUUACAGCCGGGUAUACCCUGCACGAAAUCAGUCCUGCUCUCCACCCUGCUUUGGACCCUUCCAGGGAAAGCUGGUUUCUUUUCCCCACGCCGUGUUCUACCAGAAGAAUGAGCCUUCCUCUCCUUGCUUCCAUUUGAGUCACUUCUUGGCUCCGCAGUGGGUCUCCCUGGGUGCUGGGUAAUGCGAUUCCGCAGCAUACGUUGCUCUCCACGUGGCAGGAGACGGUGCAGGAGCCCAGACUUGUCCUCCAAUUCCAACACUCGCAGCUGAUUAGCAGGAGCAGGAGGGAGGGGAGCAGAGCUGACGAAGCAUAGACCACAUGGAGGACAGAGCAUCAGGACUCCCCUUACAAGGUGUGGCUCAUGGCCUGUGGUGGAGAGACCAACACAAUAGCUUUUAAUUCAGCUGCAUGACCUGUGCCUUUUAAGCCAUAAUGAUACCUCAAGCCUAGCUUCUCUUGAAAUACAGAUGUUAACGUUAGACUCCAAAAAGCAGGCUCCAGGCUUGCGCCCAGGCUAUGAUGAGUCUGCUUCUGAGGGAGGUAGGGAAGACAUCUUCCUUGGGCUCAAAGCUUGGAAGUCACCUAUGCUUUGCUGACCAGUGUUAGGCCUUAGUCCUUAGCUGUCGUGGUGUCAGGCUCACUGCUAUGCACACUGAUGAUCUUGCUUUCAGAACAGUAGAAUCUAGGGGCACGAUUUGCUUUAUACUCAGCUAAGUAUCAUCUGAUCAUUCCAGAGAAACAGGACAAAUGGUGAAGCAUGAAGUUUUCUAAUUUGACUUAAUCCUAAUAAAAUUUUGUUAUAAAGUAUGAUUGCAUCGGCCAAUGCUUUAUUUAAGGCAUUUUCUCUGCCUGUGCUAAUUGGCAGUUCUAAGCCCUUGUACUCGAAGUGCCAGGUGAAGCAGGCACAGAAAGGUUAUUUAAUGGAGAUGCAAGGAUUCUGGAGCCCAGGAACAGCCAUAGGGGCCAGCACACCAAGUCGUUGAGGAAUGAAGAGAGCAGCAUUGGGCUGGGAGGCUGUGCCUCUCAGAGGAGGGAAAGCAACGUCAAGCUUCAAAAACAGGAGGAGGAGAUACUAGAGGAGAAAGGAAAGGAAAGAAAUGCAGAAGAUAAAGAUUCGUCUUAUUUCUGCCCCUCUCACGUGAAAGCAAGAGAUGAGAACUGGUGUUUGUUUCUGUCCCUUUGUGUGGAGAAAGACACCAGGGAAGGAGAAGAUUCCCCCAAAAAUGACAAACAUUAGUGGGGGCAGGAGUGGAGCAAAGGGAGAGAAAUAUGACAUACCAGACAGAAAUGGGGUGGGGGGCAGGCUCACAAUCUAAACCCAGCACCAGCUUGCAAAGAGGGCAGAAAACAGCCUCCUGUCCCCUCUUCCUGCAAAGCCCUCUUCCUGCUUAGAAAAAAAGUCUCUUUCCAGCUGAACGUCAUGGACCACUACCAACAAGGAGAAUGGGAGGCUGUUUAGUCUGGGCUGAGCCACUUAUCCCGGCUGACUCCAGGGAGCUACAAUAUUGUGAGUCUGAGGAAAUUGUGCCCUACCCAACCUGUGUGACAGUGUCCCAGUCCUGAUGUGUGAGUACCAGCCUCCUUCCCUCUGAAUCAGCCCAAGACCCCCACAAAGGCUAGUGUCUCAGUUAGCAAUUCAUAAAACCAAAUUCCCUUUAUGCUCCUGUUGUGAACGAUAAUAAUUUAUGAUCUUUAGAAAUGCUCUGUGCUUUGAUUAGCAGCAUCGGCACUGUGAAAUUCAACCUAUUAUUUACUGCCAGUUUCUAAUGAAUAAUAAAGGCAAAAGAGCUUUAUUCAAAGCACUAACACUUCCACUCAUUAUUAGAGUUUUAAAUAGGACUCUAAUUAAUUAAUUGACUUAUGAUUCUUCCUUGAGCUUCUUACCGUGUGUGCAGCACACACAUUCAUGCACGUGCACGCACGCACAGUUCCGCUCACUGUCAGGGUCCCAGCUAGAGCCUCUGCAGUGCUCCCCCUGGUACUCGGUGCAUGUCUGAGCAAGUCUGAAGCCUGGUGGCAAGUGCCAUCAGGGUCUUCAUUCACGAAGUUUCUAAAACUUCUUGGAGGGCAAUUUAACGAUAUAAAUCCAAGCUGAAAAUUCAAAUACACUUUGACCUACCAAUUUCAUGUGCAGAACUUUUAUUCUAGAUAUUUGAGAAUGUUAUACAUAUAAACAGUAUUUAUUAAAACAACUAAAUUGACAUCCUGGUUAAAUAAAACACGGUGCAGCCAUCUCAUGAAACAGCAUCAUAUGUACUGAUAUGGCAUGAACUCCAAGAUAUAUUGUCAGAAAAAAAAGCAAGAUACAGAACAGAAUGGAUGCUGUGCUGCCAUUCUGGAAGGUUAAAGAAGAAAUUGGUGGUAUGAUUGCCUCUUAAGAGCUGAAGGGAAGACUUAACUUUUCACUUUUGUACCUUUUGGGUUUUGUACA
Messenger RNA from Diceros bicornis minor, 5149 nucleotides. RefSeq names its product solute carrier family 9 member A9 (gene SLC9A9). Gene Ontology annotation, cellular component: recycling endosome; membrane. The transcript is spliced from 16 exons. The record is from RefSeq and is a predicted model, not a curated record. Gene Ontology annotation, biological process: proton transmembrane transport; regulation of pH; sodium ion transport. The coding region runs from base 133 to 2064 and encodes 643 amino acids. Gene Ontology annotation, molecular function: sodium:proton antiporter activity. NCBI's taxonomy places the organism in Eukaryota, Metazoa, Chordata, Mammalia, Perissodactyla, Rhinocerotidae.